This is a messenger RNA of Octopus bimaculoides (California two-spot octopus), 1981 nucleotides long. RefSeq lists its product as uncharacterized. Lineage: Eukaryota; Metazoa; Mollusca; Cephalopoda; Octopoda; Octopodidae. The record is from RefSeq and is a predicted model, not a curated record.
CAAAUGACAUUGGCAUCAAAGAAUUAUAUAGAUCAUCAAUAUUUAUUUUCAUUCAAAGACUCAAGAAAAAUGUUACACAGAACAGACAUAACUCUCAUUAUAUAAAUCUUCAGCAAAUUAGAUGCAAAUAUUUUCUCUGAACUCAUAUUGAUGACAGUAGUUCUUUUUUUUUUUUUUUUUGACUGUGUAGAAUAUAAACAAGAUGUUUUGCACCUUUGUAGAUUUAGACAAAAAUCACAUUCAGAGAAAUAUCUAUUAGGAAUGGAAGGUAAAACUAUACAGAAAAUAAGCAUCUCUGUGUUGGGGUGGGAAAAGAAAAAUAAUCCUUUCUACAAUAGAUACAAGGUCUGAAAUUUACUGGGAGGGGAUUAGUUGAUAUAUCAAUCCCAAUGGUUCACUGGUACUUAAUGGAAGGCAAAGUUGACCUCAGCAGAAUUUGAACUAAGCAUUUUACCCAGCGUGCUAACGAUUCUGCCAGCUUGCCAACUUGGGAAAAGAAAAAUAAUGGAAAAUGAAUUACGCGAGGAAGAGGUUAAAUUCAAACCACAGUUUAAAAGUACCAAUUUUCCUAGUCAUUUAAACAAAAAGAAAGGAAAACCAUUGCACCGAUGUAAUAUUUGUGGUAAAUUGUUCUCUAAAUCUUAUCUCUUAACUAAUCACAAAUGUAUUCAUACAGGAGAGCAGCCAUAUCGCUGUGGUAUCUGUGGUAAAUCAUACUCUGGAUCUAGCAUGUUAGCAAUACACAAACGUAUUCACACAGGAGAGAAACCAUAUCAUUGUGAUAUCUGUGGUAAAGCAUUCUCUCAAAGUGGUCAAGUAACAACACACAAACGUAGUCAUACAGGUGAGAAACCAUAUUGUUGUGAUAUUUGUGGUAAGUCAUUCUCUCGAAGUGGUGCUUUAACUGGACACAAACGAAGUCAUACAGGAGAGAAACCUUAUCAUUGUGAUAUCUGCAGUAUGUCAUUCUCUGAAAGAGGUACCUUAACAAAACACAAACAUAUCCAUACAGGAAAGAAACCCUAUCAGUGUAAUAUCUGUGGUAAAUCUUUCUCUUCAAAGGGUAACUUAACUGAACACAAAAGAAGUCACACAGGAGAGAAAUUACAUCACUGUGAUAUCUGUGGUAAAUUAUUCUCUUCAAAGAGUAGCUUAACUGAACACAACCGUAGUCACACAGGCGAGAAACCACAUCACUGUGAUAUCUGUGGUAAAUUAUUCUCUCGUAGCAACUGCCUAGCUAAGCACAAACGAAGUCAUACUGGAGAGAAACCACAUCACUGUGAUAUCUGUGGUAAAUCAUUCUCUAGAAGUGAUUACUUAUCAGUGCACAGACGUAUUCAUAUAGAUGGGAAACUAUAUCAGUGUGAUAUCUGUGGUAAAUCAUUUCCUCGAAAUAAUCAAUUAACUGUGCACAAACAAAUUCAUACAGGUGAGAUGCCAUAUCGCUGCAAUAUCUGUGGUAAAUCAUUCUCUAGAAGUGAUUACUUAACAGUGCACAAACGUAUUCAUACUGGUGAGAAACCAUGUCGUUGUGAUAUCUGUGGUAAAUCAUUCUCUCGAAAUGAUCAAUUAACUGUGCACAAACGAGUUCAUACAGGUGAGAAGCCAUAUCGUUGUGAUGUCUGUGGUAAAUCAUUCUCUGUAAGAAGUCACUUACCGAGACACAAGCGUAUUCAUACAGUGUCAUCAUCAUCAUCAUUUAACGUCCGCUUUCCAUGCUAGCAUGGGUUGGACGAUUUGACUGAGGACUGGUGAAACCGGAUGGCAACACCAGGCUCCAAUCUAAUUUGGCAGAGUUUCUACAGCUGGAUGCCCUUCCUAACGCCAACCACUCAGAGAGUGUAGUGGGUGCUUUUACGUGUCACCCGCACGAAGGCCAGUCAGGCGGUACUGGCAACGGCCACGCUCGAAAUGGUGUCUUUUAUGUGCCACCCGCACAAAAGCUAGUCCAGGGGCACUUGCAAAAUAAUAAUAAUAA